GGUAUAUAGAAGCCUGAGGCUCGGAGAUAAUCGGCCAUUCACAGUUAAUGCCGCGGCCAGCACAAAUAACAAUCCGCGGAGAUGAUGACCUUCGCGAUAAUGGGAAAGUUACAUUAGACUUAUCGAUAUACUAGAAGGCUUGAAGACGGCAAAAUCAUUAUGGAUAGCCAAAUAUCAAGGUCAACUAGCAAAACAAGUGAAGGACAAAAGGUGCCGAGAAAACGCCUACAACUAAGUUGUGGGGAAUGCAGGAAAAAGAAACUUUCAUGUGAUCGUAAAUUACCUUGCCAAAGAUGUGUAAGGUCCGGGCGAUCAGGACAAUGUUCAUUCGAAACAGGUCAGCCAUCUGUAGCGAUGUAUGAGCAGGCUAUGCAUAUACGAACCCAGCAGCAAGCUCAGAAGAAUAGCGAAGAAAUUCAAAAACUCCGGUCCGAGGUGGCACAUUUGACAGAAUUGGUAUCUAAGAUUCAUUCACAAAAUGAAGCUACUAUUGUAGCAGAGUCUGUGGCUGCUAUCGGUGUCUCCGAAAUGAGCUACGGGUUGCCAUCAGACGAGUUUUGCGGGGAAGCUCAUGGAUCUAUUAUAGCAAUCGAUAAUAACCUUAUUCAUCCGAAAGAGAGAGCUCCUCCCAGCUACUACACCCAACACCAUCUUUUUCGCUUCUUUGAAGAGAUUCCCGAACUCUUUCCGUUCAUGAAAGAAACGUGUGAAGAAUUGUUGGAACCUCAUGGAGUUCGUAUUAGAAGGGAUAAAUCUACUCGGAAUGAUUUACAAGCCCGUAUUCAUUGCGAGGCAGAGUGUCGGAUGGAGGAUAUCCUUCCGCCAAAAGACGUAGUGGAUUCUUUAGUACUGUCGUACCUCAAUAAUUUUGAACAACUACACCGUAUUGUUCACAUUCCUACCUUUAACAAAGAAUAUGCGGAGUUUUGGCUGUCUGGAUCGACUCGUCAUUCUACAAUGACGGCACUGAUCCUCUCUAUGAUAUCUAUCUCUGUAUGCAUUCCCGCCAGCUACAAUAGUCUCACGGCAAACAAUCAUCAAACAGUCCCAGAUCAGUGGAUUUCCGCAUGUGACAAAUGGUUAAGAGGGCAAAGUUCAAAUGGCCGUGAGCUUGUGCACUAUCAAAUUGCCUGUUUAAUGUAUCUUGCCAAACGGAUGCACAUGGUUAGGAAGAAAGGGUGGUGCAAAGAUACGAGUUCUUUGCUCCAAAAUGCAAUUAUGGAUGGGUUACACCGAGAUUCAACUUCAAGUGACGAUACAAUCUUCACGCGAGAGAUGAAAAGACGGAUAUGGGCUGUUAUUCGCGAGCUCGACUUGCAAAAUUCGUUUGAGGCUGGAAUUCCAACUCUCCUAAACACCAUUGACGCCAAAUCUGCUACUCCUGGAAACAUUGAUGAUGAAGAGUUUGAUGAGACCUCGAAAAUACUUCCAAUCUCCAAUUUAUCCGACAAACAUACCCGAACAUCUUAUCAAAUUCAUAGCUCUUAUAGUUGGGAGUUGCGUUUAGAAGUAUCUCGGCGACUUUUUGCCACAGGAUCACCAAAAGUAUUGAGCUACGAUGAAGUCUUGCAAUUGACCCAUCAAUUGACUCAGGCGAUUCACUCCCUCCCAGCUUGGGAUGAAGUCAAUUCAGGAACAACACGUCAUACCUGUUCGCCUAUCCUUACUCAUGCAUUCCUGAAUUUCCAGCUUAGUGAAUGUAUUAUAGGUAUUCAUCGACCCUAUCUCAAGAGAAAAAAUUGCAAGUUUUGGCUUUCUGAAAACAUUUGUUACCAGAUAUCUCGGGAUAUACUUCUACUCAAUUUAAAACUGAUGAGCACAGGAGUUCAGUGUGUAACAUUGCUCAGAGAAGAUCUUUUGUUGGCUUCAUUAACGCUCACUCGCGUCACGAUGCUGCAGCCCAAAGGCUCAAGCAGUAUUAUUAUGAGUGAUUCCGCUGCCAUUAUUGAUUUCCUCAAGCAAUGCCUUCCUACUAUGGGUAACGGAUAUCUUUACGGAUUUCAUAAAGAGCCUUGGUGUUUUCUGACUAUGGCUACUGCUAUCAAAUUACUUGAAAUACAUGCAGGCGAGGGGUGUCUAGUGACUGGUAAGCUCGAUGUUUCACAGAGGAUUUUAGAGCUAUAUCACAAACAUAUCGAAAACCAAGGUCAUAGAUCGAACUUUAUCCGGCAAAAUUCUAUUUCACGAAUGUCCGCAGAGUACAUUAACACCCAUGGGCAAUCUGCCGUGCAUGGAGCCGUAGAGUUUCCGGCUUCCUCGUGGUUACCCUUUUCUGCCUUUGAAAGUGAUCCAUUUGAUCUAGGUAUGGACCUAGGUAGUAUGUGGGAGUUUUAAUAGUGUGCUGGGGUUCAUAAGUCCAAUGUAGCUAGCGGCUAAUUGGGAGUAAAUCAGACUACAAAGAAUACGAAUAGAGCUCAGGACAGACCGAACUAAGUGUGUAUCUUCGACGCGAAGUUCUGUUCGUGCAUCCGUGCUCCAAAAUGUUGAAUUGGCAUUUUUAACUUAACUCCGAGCACGCGAGGUACUUUCCAUUUUUUUAUUAGAUUCAAGACGCCCAUCUCAUCAAAUCAACUUGCAACGUAUGAAAAGUCAAGCAGUAGUCCCCAAAAAGACAAAUUCUAGCUGCAAUUUCCACGAUUUAAAGACA
This is a messenger RNA of Botrytis cinerea B05.10, 2647 nucleotides long. RefSeq lists its product as hypothetical. The coding region runs from base 160 to 2334 and encodes 724 amino acids. NCBI's taxonomy places the organism in Eukaryota, Fungi, Ascomycota, Leotiomycetes, Helotiales, Sclerotiniaceae. The transcript has 5 exons. Gene Ontology annotation, biological process: regulation of transcription by RNA polymerase II; DNA-templated transcription. Gene Ontology annotation, cellular component: nucleus. The record is from RefSeq and is a predicted model, not a curated record. Gene Ontology annotation, molecular function: RNA polymerase II cis-regulatory region sequence-specific DNA binding; DNA-binding transcription activator activity, RNA polymerase II-specific; zinc ion binding.